Pseudomyrmex gracilis is the source of this 6505-nucleotide messenger RNA. It is a transcript of the gene Liprin-alpha, whose product is annotated as liprin-alpha-1. The coding region runs from base 2261 to 6118 and encodes 1285 amino acids. Gene Ontology annotation, biological process: synapse organization. Gene Ontology annotation, molecular function: protein binding. The transcript is spliced from 23 exons. Lineage: Eukaryota; Metazoa; Arthropoda; Insecta; Hymenoptera; Formicidae. Gene Ontology annotation, cellular component: presynaptic active zone. The record is from RefSeq and is a predicted model, not a curated record.
GUCUCUUUCACUCUUUCUCUCUCCCUCUCUCCCUCUCUCUCUCUCUUUCUCUCUCUCUUUUAUUUUUUUCUCUCCCUUACUGCUAGUGAAUAAGUAAAGCAAAAUCGCGAUACAGAUACUCUCGAUUCGACAUACACGCGGACGAAGAAGUCUCUCUCUCUUUCUCUCUCUCUCUCUCUCUCUCGCACGUCCCUUGUGUAUUUCUUCUACGAGGAGAACGAGAGGUCUCCGCGGUGAUUUCGGAGCAAAGGAAGAGAGAGAAUUGACGAGAGCGCGUGUAUCGAGAGAAAGAGAGAGGUAGAUACGAAGGGAGCGUGAACCGGGAGGUGGUGCCGGCUUUAUUCUCCGGCCGCGAGAUAACCACGUUUCGUGAGUGUCGGGAUCCCGGCGGGCGGGCCACCGGGCCACUCGAAAGCCCGAUCGAAAGUCGCGACACUAAGCGAGAAAAGAGAGAGCGAGCAUCGAGAUACUCGGAGUGGGAGACGACUAUCAUCUCUUUCUCUUUCUCGGUUGCGCGCUCUUUCUCUCUCUCUCUUUCUCUCUUUUACUCUCUCUCUCUCUCUCUCUCUCUUUCUCUCACAUCGUGAGUGCUUGUACAAUUGGCCGGGGGUGUGCAUUCAGUACCGUGCCACCGCAUACUACUGUUAUUACCCUCGUAGUAAACGCGAGGAGGAUUGAUCUGUCAAAACACACAGUGCAUUGAUGAAAACGAAAUCGGACGGAAGAAUGGAAACGAGACGACGAAUGUGGGAUACUGUGCGAUGAGAGGAACGACAGGAAUCCGGUUUAGAAAAACAAAAAAAAAAACCUUUUUGUGUGCCAAACUCCGCGAGACGGGAGGAGAUUAAAAAAAAAAGAAAAAAAGAACAACCAUCAUCGUUUCGGGGAGAGAGAACGCGCGUGGCAGCUUCGAGACAUCGGCGGCGGUUGAUGCAUAAGCGUUUCUUCGAGAGCGACCUGAUCGAUCGGGGGCUUUGAGAUUGCACUUCGUCAAGUGUCGUCCACGGGGACAGGAGCGAGGAUAAAGAAAUAAGAUCGAAGAAGAGCUGUUGUGUGACGAUGAUUCCGCUUUUCGUGUUUUUUUCCCGAGGAAAACGAAGACGGAGCGAAGCGAGUUAUUUGCUCGUCGCGCAGCCAGGCGCGAAUCGUUCAAACUGAAUCACCUACCGGCGAUCAAUCGAUUCCGCUCCCGAAUCGGAGCGCUCUGACGCGGCCUCCCGGUGUUGUAUUCCGAUAUCGAAGGGUGUUACUGUGUCGCCGAGAGAGAGAAAGAGAGAGAGAGAGAGAGAAAUCCGAGAGAUACAUCGCAAACGUCGUCGUCGUCGUCGCUGACAAAAAAAAAGCGGAGCAGCAGCGAGGAGUCGCACCGAAUUCCGGAAGGUGCGGUAGCUCAUCUACGCGUCUAACAGGAGGAGGAAGAAGACCGAAGCGCACGAUAAGAUAAACGGGAAGGUCUUCGGCGAUAUUCCAGCGCGCGACCGAAAAUCGCUCACGGGAUCGGGCGGCGGUGUGCGGCGACGGCGGCGUAUCUUCCUACAUGCACGAGCUGGCGAGAGCUUGUGGAACGCACGCGGUUCCAGGGGAAGGAGAGGCGGCGUGCGCGCGAUUGCAGUUUCCAGUCGCUCGCGUGAUAGGCGAAGCAAACGCUUCGUGAUCGGAGCACGCAAGUCGCCUUGGAAUUCGCGGCGCGCCGCGUGAAUAACGAUCCCGAUAUACGGCGUUGGCAGGGCGCUAUCGAGACGCGCGAUAACGCGCGAGGAAGCCCUUAUCGGGGAAGAAAAUGGUACGAUAGAUGUGCGCGAUCUUGUUUUCUACGGCUUCGUUUCGUCACGGCCGAUUUGAUUGAGGAGAGGAAAAACGUGUGAUGUGCUGACGCGCGAGAGACCACCGAACACAUCCGUCAUGUACCCUCCCGUGAGAGAACGACGAAAGCGACGGUGAAAUUAUUGGUAAUUUGUUGUCAAUCCCUGUGAAGAAGAGAGAGAGAGAGAGAGAGAGAGGAUCAAGGUGAAGGAGAGAUCUUCCGAAGCUCUCUGGUGCGGCGCUCUCCUGCGAGUAACAACAACAACAGAAUAGUGGAGGAAUAUAACAAAAUAAUUUGUUACGCGAGUGCGGAGUCCGUUGACGACGACCGAAGGUAUAAAUAUAUAUAAGUAACGACGCAACAGAGUAGCAGCAGAAGAAGUAGCAGCUGCAGCAGCAGCAGCAACAGCAGCAGCAGCAGCAGCAGCAGCAGCAGCAGCAGCAGUAGACGCGCAAAAUGUGGAAUAUGAUGUGCGACGUGAUGCCGACGAUCGCGGAGGACAGCAUGAGCCAGCGGAGCUCGCAAUUUUCCGGCGAGGACGGAAACUUCGAGCAGCUGAUGGUGCAGAUGCUGGACGAGCGCGACAAAUUGAUGGAGACGAUACGCGAGCACCAGGAACGGUUGCAGGAAACGGAAACGCGACUGACCGAGGUCGAGAAGGAACGGGACGCCCUGAAUCGCCAGCUCAACGCAAACAUUCCUCAGGAAUUUUCGCAACUGACGAAGGAAUUGGCGGCGGCACGGGAGAACAUCUUAGAAAGAGAAGAAGAGAUUUCCGAGUUGAAAGCGGAACGAAACAACACACGCCUCCUGCUGGAACACCUGGAAUGUUUAGUGUCGCGACACGAACGAUCGCUCAGAAUGACGGUUGUGAAACGUCAAGCCGCCGCACAAUCCGGCGUGUCGUCUGAGGUGGAAGUACUAAAAGCUUUGAAAAGUUUGUUCGAGCAUCACAAAGCUUUGGACGAAAAGGUACGUGAGCGUUUGCGUGUGGCUCUUGAGAGAAAUACGAGUCUCGAGGAGGAACUAGCCCAUACCAAAGAAGAACUCCAGCAGUAUAAAGUAAGCGGGCACACGCCAAAAGCUAUAGAGGAUAGACCGAAAGAAAACGGACAGGCGGACGAAGGUCAGCAGAACAAGAAUGAGACUGAGCAGACAGAAAACCAGCAGCAACAGCAGCACCAGCACCAGCAGCAUCAGCAACACCAAUCGCAACAGCAGCAACAGCAACAACAACAAUUGGUACAAAAGCCAGGUACAGAGAAGUCCGCUGAAGUCGGCAAUAGGCUCAGCAAUGGGAGUCUCGAUCCGUCCGAGCAGGACUCCGCGGUGCGAGUAAUAGAUUUGCAAGCCACUAUCGACAAGCAGAGUUCAGAAUUAAUAACGUGGCAACGACGAGUAGCGGAACUGAGCGGACGUGUUGCCGAGUUAGAAGAAACGCUGUCGAAAACGCAAAAAGAGCUUCUGAAGGCGCAGGAAACGGGCCUCAAAUUGCAAAGAGAUCUGCGGGAAAAUGCGGCACAAAAAGAGGACCAAGAAGAACGAAUAGCGACUUUAGAGAAACGUUACCUCAAUGCUCAACGGGAGUCCACUAGUCUUAAUGACCUCAAUGAGAAGUUGGAGCAGGAGGUACAGCAUAAGAAAGCUCAACUAAAGCUCCAAGAAGAGAAAAUCGCGGCUAUACAGGAAAAAUUAGAACUCGCGGAACAAAAAUUAACUCAAUAUUCUAAGUUACCAGAAAUGGAAGAACAAUUAAAACAAAGGAUGGAGGCUCUGACGCAGGUGAGGAGGCCCAACCAGCAGGCUCAGGAGAGGCAUGGUAGCGCGGAGGAUAGAAUCCAAAGAUUGGAAGCGCAAUUAGAAGAAAAAAAUGCUGAAAUAAUGCGCGUUAAUCAACGACUUAAAAUGAAUGAGGAACAUAAUACGCGUCUUAGUACAACCGUCGAUAAACUUUUAUCUGAAUCUAAUGAAAGAUUGCAAGUGCAUUUGAAAGAAAGGAUGCACGCUUUAGAAGAGAAAAACGCGCUAACUCAGGAACUCGAGAAAACGAGAAAAAUAGCGGAGGAUCUGCAAAACGAGAAAGCCGAUAUCGUUAAGGAAUUGGGAAAAGCGCGUCUGGAAAUCGAUAACGUUAAGAGACAGAUGCUUCAGCAGGAAAUUGCAUUUAACAUUCAACAAACGGACGCGCUGACGAGGAGUUUAUCACCAAACGCGGUAGAUCCGGGUUCCUUCUCGAGGAGCGCGAGUCACAGUAGUUUCGAUACGCAUUCGUUGCCCAGAAGAGGUGGUAAACGAUCUAUCGAAGACGAUUCGUCGAAGAAUUAUGUGGCGCGAACAUUAGCGGAGCAGGAAUGGGAAAAGUUGCAACAAGCGCACGUACUCGCUAACGUGCAACAAGCGUUUGACGUUUCGAGUGACGCCGAGGGAGACGGAGAUAACGAAAGUAUAUUUAGUUGCGCGGCUGACGUAAUUAGUCCUACCGGGCACACGGACGCCCAAACGUUAGCGUUGAUGCUGCAGGAACAAUUAGAUGCUAUUAACAAAGAGAUUAGAUUAAUUCAGGAAGAAAAGCAGAGCACGGAAGCACGCGCGGAAGAACUUGAGUCUCGCGUCGGCAGUCUCGAGCAUAUGAAUCUGUUGGCGAGAGGUCGAAGUUUGGAACGAGCAUCGCCGCCAUUGAGCGGACGUUCCACUCCAAAAUCACAUCACAGUCCAAACAGGGAUUAUUUGCAUAAGUACCACACCGUUAGUAAUCACGCACCUGCGUCUAUGUCUCCGGCGCAUCUGCAUCAAUAUGCCGCUUCCUUAGCUAGUCCGGGUCAACUGUCGGAAUCUCUUCCUGCUAGCCAGUUACAGUUGUCGGGAGAAGAGUUGCACUCAGUUAGUGAGAGAGACAGUACUGGCGGUGCGGGAAGCGGCGGUAGCGACGCGGCUUCGCCUCUAACGGCCAGAUCUCUGAGAUUGGAACGAGUCGUUCAGGCCUUGGCUCACAGUCAGGAGGAACUUAGAAGACGUACCGGACAGUGCGGAUUUCCGAGCAGUGGUUUCCCCACGUACAGGCAUGGACAUAACAACGGCGCACUCAAUUCUGGAACUCCUCCUUCCCCAUUGUCCUCACGCCACAGCAGCCAGGACAGUUUGCACAAAAACAACUUCUCCAGCGUUGGAUUGCCUAUCGCACAAUUGUCAACGUCGCAUUUGCACAUGCAAUCAACCAUGAGUCCCGCCACGGCUGCCGCGGUCGCGGCCGCGCAAAAAAAGAAGGGCAUUAAAAGCAGUCUCGGUAGAUUUUUCAGCAAAAAGGAAAAGAUUAAAGGGAAGGAUACACCGAUGCCGGGAGACGUACCGGGUAUGGGAGGUGCGAGUACACCAGCUGAUCCUGAUUACGGGGACAGUGUGUCUGUGGCCGGAACACUUGUGAGCAAGAGCGACUUCGAUCGCAGGAAAAAGAAGAGUCCAAGCAUGUUUGGUAGUAUGUUAGAUUCGUCGCGACAUGAGCUUUUGGCGGAAGCGAUGAAAGCCGGAACACCUUUUGCACUAUGGAAUGGACCAACGGUAGUCGCGUGGCUGGAGCUCUGGGUGGGCAUGCCGACGUGGUACGUCGCCGCUUGUCGAGCAAACGUCAAAAGUGGUGCUAUCAUGAGUGCUCUCAGUGAUACCGAGAUUCAACGGGAAAUUGGUAUAAGCAAUCCGUUGCAUCGGUUAAAACUGAGACUAGCUAUUCAAGAGAUGGUGUCGCUCACGAGUCCAUCAGCGCCAAAAACUUCUCGCACAACAUUAGCAUUUGGUGAUAUGAAUCACGAGUGGAUAGGUAAUGUCUGGUUACCGAGCCUCGGAUUGCCGCAGUACCGAUCCACUUUCAUGGAGUGCCUUGUUGAUGCUAGAAUGCUCGAUCAUCUUACAAAAAAAGAUCUUCGUGGUCAACUGAGAAUGGUUGACAGCUUCCACAGAACAAGUUUGCAGUACGGUAUUUCCUGUUUAAAGCGAUUAAAUUACGAUAGACAACAAUUAGAGGAAAGAAGACGAGUGGCAGAAAGUGCCAAUAUAGAUGUACUUGUAUGGAGUAACGAUCGUGUCAUAAGAUGGGUUCAGUCGAUCGGUUUGAAGGAGUACGGAAAUAAUCUCUUGGAAUCGGGUGUGCACGGCGCGCUUAUAGCUAUAGACGAAGGUUUCGAUGCUAAUAGUUUUGCAUUAGCUUUACAAAUUCCCACACAGAAUACGCAGGCGAGACAACUGCUAGAGAUGGAAUUUUCGAAUCUGCUGGCGGUAGCGACCGAGAGACGGCUGGACGAGAACAGUAGCAUGAAAUCCUGAUCCACCUCGUCAAGUCGGCUGCCGCAUAUUCAACCGCAUCAUGUCUAGUCCAAAACCCCAGCUAUCGCUACUAUCUAUGCGCAAAUGUGUUGUAAAAGUUGUAAAAGCUUUAAGUAUCACGCUAGGAAUAUCUUCAUAUUGUUAUGACAAAUGUGACAUUUGGUAAAUACCGAGGUGUGUUUUGACAUAAAAAGCUAUUAUAAGAUAAGCUUAUUAUGCAUUCAAUACGCUAGGGAUCCAUUUGAUCGAUUUUUACGCCGCGUGUGUGCACACGCGUGUAAAUUGCAUCAUGCCGCGUUCGUUGGCUAUGUAGCCAACGAACGGAGAAAGAAAAAGAAGAGGCGUACGAAUGAUUUUUCUUCCUUUUUUUUUUUUUUUUUUUUCACA